Messenger RNA from Lachancea thermotolerans CBS 6340, 1911 nucleotides. RefSeq lists its product as uncharacterized. Lineage: Eukaryota; Fungi; Ascomycota; Saccharomycetes; Saccharomycetales; Saccharomycetaceae. Gene Ontology annotation, cellular component: membrane. The transcript has a single exon. The coding region runs from base 1 to 1911 and encodes 636 amino acids. The record is from RefSeq and is a predicted model, not a curated record.
AUGGCGCCUCCUUCAAGAUCCCAGCUGCUCAGCUGCUUCAUAGGAAGCAACAUCGUCGCGCUAGGCGCGGGAACCCCCUACCUGUACAGCUUCUACGCGCCGCAGCUGCUGGAACGGUGCCACAUCCCUGUAUCCCAGUCGAGCACUCUUUCGUUUGCGCUGACCAUCGGCUCCGCUGCUCUCGGUUUCAUCGCCGGUCUUGUGAUCGACAGGCACUCUCCACAGCUCUCGUGUGGUAUAGGCGCGGUGUGUACGUUCCUCGCGUAUUGGAUCCUCCGGUUUUGCUAUGUGCACGAGAUAGCUAGCAUCAUGCUGGUAUCGCUGGCCCUGGCCCUGGUCGGGUUCGGCUCGGUGUCGGGGUUCUAUGCGUCCGUGAAGUGUUGCACCACCAAUUUCCCGCGCCAUAGAGGUACUGCGGGCGCAUUUCCCGUCUCGCUGUACGCGUUAGCAGGUCUAGUGUAUUCGUCGCUGUGCGCGUGGCUCUUUGGAGACCGUAUGGACGCGGUUUUCACGGUCCUGAUGUAUAUGUGUUCGGCAAUGAUCCUUACCGGGUGCUUCACCUUGAGGAUCAUGGUGGGACAUACUCGCCCAAAAAAAAGGAGGCAAUCUUCAGUCAUCGACACCAGCAGCUCCUCCAAUGUGAGAGUAAACCAGGAGUCCAGUAGCGAGCAAUUAGCUCAGCCAAUAUUCAUUCAAAACAAACCCGCGAAAAGCGCAUCUCGCGGCUCGUUCGGAAAUUAUCAAGCGAUGAGCAGCAGGUCGUCGUCACAAGUAUCGGGCUCUGUCGAAUCCUUCGAUUCCCAAAACUCAACUUUCAAACGAACCUCUUCAUUUGCGUGGGCCAGGGACCUUCCCGGCUCUUUGUCUUUUUGGGGGUUUGGCCGGGUGCGGCCAUCGGACACCGACCUCAGCCGUGCUCCAAGGGCUUCUAGUGGCAGCCUUUCGCAACUAAAUGCCGAACGAUCUGGCCAGAUACCUGCCAACUUUUUAGAACCAUCCCAAGCUCCCAGGUCACCGGUAACUGCUAGUAGACGCGAUUCUCUGCUAAAAAACUCUCCACCUCCCACCCCCUCUGCUCCUGCUGAGCCAGAUGUCUUAGUUUUUGAACCAAACAAUGUUGAAAAGUCUACCUACAAAGACAGUCACCUCUACCAAACAAUUACGAAGCCAAAAUACGUUGCAUAUUAUCUGAUAUUAGCUACCCUCCAAGGUAUUGGGCAGACAUAUAUUUAUUCGGUCGGUUUUGUCAUAGAAGCCCUUGUCCACGCGAAUCCUGACGAGAAGGUCAACGCAAAAGCGAUACAAUCUCUUCAAGUCUCCAUUAUAUCUGUAAUGUCUUUCGCGGGAAGGCUGUCAGCGGGACCUGUUUCGGAUUUGCUUGUCAAGAGAUUAAAAGCCCAAAGAGAGUGGUGUGUAUUACUGGCAUGCGUACUUAUGUACUAUGGGUCAAACAAGCUCCUCUCAGAUACAGUGACCAUCAAGGGCAUGCUGGGGCCGCAGAGCAUUUCAUUCAUUCGCAAUGUUUCUCUGACUUCGCUCAUAAUCGGCUAUGCGUUUGGCGUCACUUUUGGAACUUUUCCAGCUAUCAUAGCUGACCAAUUUGGUACCGAAGGGUUUAGUACAAUUUGGGGCCUAACUACAACUGGAGGCAUUAUAAGCGUGAAACUGUUUUCGGGGAUAUUUGCUAGAGACUUUUCCAAUAACACGGAGCCAAAUGAGGCUUUCUGUGAGAAGGGAACACUAUGCUACACUCAUACAUUUCAUGUGCUCGCACAUUUGGCAACUGCCGUUGGCGUCGUGAGUAUAGCGUUGAUCUUUGUUAGAUAUAUGAAGAAGAGAUUUAAGGGUGAGCGCAUGCAUCAUGCUGCUGAGUUUAUUAUCGACGAAGACGCAGAAGCUGGGAGUAAGUAA